AUGACAUGGAACUCUGCCAGCUCUUUUCUCGUCACGUGGCAGGACCCUUCGGUGAACAACAUGUGCGUUCUUGGGAACGUUUUUGCUGGAGGCAGCAAGCACUGCUCCGUCGCUUUUGGCUGCAGCGACAAGCCUGGCGAAGUUAUGCUUAGCAUCCACUUGUCGCUUAAACUUAGCGUUUCGUCAAAGGGUCAUUUCAACACAUAUCUUGUUAUCCCGGUCGAUGCUUUGGACACACGCGAUGCCUCAUAUUACGACAUCCUCGUUCCACCAGAAGCUCCACAAUUCAAGAAGGCAGGCGUCAAGGAAGGAAAAGACUUUGUCCGUUGUCACUUUUCGCUCAAGGCACCAGGCCAUGUUGUCAUGCAGGUGCCGGCAACUCCGAAACAACCAAGCGAGCAUGCUCGUGGGCUACUUUUGAGCUUGAAGUCUCUAUCUGAGGCCAUGAGUUUUGAAGUCUACCUACCUCGAACGACGGCGAGUGAGAAUGUGGUGGAACGAUUCUUUCGCGGACUUCGCAGCGGCGAUGCUACAUCCCCCGAGAUCGACUAUCAGUCAACCUUCAGCGGACGCAAGGUGGCGAUUAACGACUGGGAAACGUACCAGAUUCACUCGAGAGACACGCUGACUCCCGGAUGGAACCCACUCAUCGAAGAAAACCCACCACCGUACGAGGAAGUUUCCGAGCAAGCGCCCCAAGUCGUCCAGGAAACACCUGUUCCUCCUGAACAAGGUCCGCAGCGGACCGUUCGUUUCGAGGACGAGAUGUCCGGAGACGAGGGCGCUCGAGUAAAACGACAGAAGGUCCGUCAAGCCGAAGCGGCCCUCCAAGCGAAUGGUGAUCGCAAAGGUGGCCCACGGGAACGCCGCCGUCUCAAACGCAAAGCCGAUGAGGCCGUCUCCGAUACGGAAUCCGGUAGCACACGGAAGUCUUGGAGGAUGAGUCGUCAGACGGACGUCAAAUCUGCUGUUCUGCGGCACAUGUCGGCUAAUGCCAUUGUGUCUUGUUCUGUCUUUGCUUCAAAGGGUCACAAUCGCGCUAUUUUCGACGAGAGCCAGUUCAGCUGGUUUUGCGAUGCCGUGUUGUGGCUGAAAGCCGUGUGGGCUCACCAACCAGAUGCUCACGAUGCUUACUCCAGUCAGCUUCGUGACAUGUGUCGCGCCAUCCGGUUAAAAGAGACGGAGAAGUACCAGCGCAUCAGGGAGGAGUGCGUGGAUCUGUUUCUUAAACGUGAUCCGAAAGGUAAGCGGGCCAGCAGUGAGAAAGGCCCUUGGGAAGUCAAGGCCACAGACCGGGCAACCUGGAUCUCUCGAUUGAUCUUCAAUCGCCUAGGUAUCGCUAGUGACACCCUUAUCUAUGACGAGCUAGUAGCCUUACAACAUCUUGCUUGCGAAUGGGAAAAGAUCGGUGGGGACGAAGGCGUGCCCAAGCCUGGGUGCGAGGAGGAUUACACCCGGCUCAAAGCGUCCUUUAACACGCAGAUGGCUGCUUGUGUGCUGGUUGCAUUGUACAAGGACGAUAGGCUUGAGGGGGCAUUAGAGGACGCUGGUAUAUAG
Lasiodiplodia theobromae is the source of this 1557-nucleotide messenger RNA. RefSeq names its product Uridylate kinase. Bases 1 to 1557 code for a protein of 518 amino acids. The record is from RefSeq and is a predicted model, not a curated record. NCBI's taxonomy places the organism in Eukaryota, Fungi, Ascomycota, Dothideomycetes, Botryosphaeriales, Botryosphaeriaceae. The transcript has a single exon.